Molecule: messenger RNA, 2603 nt
Organism: Neoarius graeffei (lesser salmon catfish)
Lineage: Eukaryota; Metazoa; Chordata; Actinopteri; Siluriformes; Ariidae
Product: zinc finger BED domain-containing protein 4-like
Exons: 2
Coding region: 590-2410 (606 amino acids)
Molecular function (GO): protein dimerization activity; DNA binding
Source: RefSeq, a predicted model, not a curated record
CUGACUGACUAAACUUUCUGAACUGGAAAGACACCAAGAAAACUCACUUAUUCUGUUGAACGGUAUCUUCGUCAAUAUCAUCCACAUCAUUCCUGUUGUAUGUUAUAACGUGUCUAACAGUGUUCAUUCAGUUCAUUCAGUUGCUAGCGUUGCCUGCAGACCAGGCGAUGACACUUUGGAUCCUGAAGGUCCCGGAGACGUUAUGUCUGGGCUUUGUUUCUUCCCCGCGGUCGGUCCGCUUCAACCACUUAAGCAUUUUUGUUCUGGCAAGAGUCGGCGCAGCGUGUGCGGUAGCAAUUCCAUUCCAAGUCCAUAUAAUGCGGACUCCGGCCGAAGAUUCUAGAACAGAAUGCGCUGCUCUGUAGCCUACGGAUGCAGGUGCAUCGAAAGUGAAGCUACUAUGUAUUUUUUAAUGAUGCACCGAUCGAUCGGCUGCUGAUCAUGAUCGGCCGAUAUUGCCCAAAAAUAGCCUGAUCGGCGAUCGGAAAAACAUGCCGAUCAAAAAGCCGAUCGCGUGACGUAAAUUAUUAGCGACGUUUAAAACUGGCAAGCGCGCAACCAUAGCCUACAAGUGCAUCUCGACAACGCGAUGACUUCUCCUGUCUGGACUUUCUUUAAAGUGAGUGAGGCAGAUGUGAAACUUGCUGUAUGCAAUGUAUGCAAUGACGCAAUACCUCGAGGUGGAAGUACCCCUCGACAGUUCAACACCACUAACCUCAUUAGGCAUCUUAGAAUUCGCCAUUCAACUGAAUAUGCCGAGUACGAGAAACUUGUCAAGCCGAAGGCAACCGGUUCAUCCCCAUCCCCCAGCCAGCCGACUUUGAGCGAAAGUUUACAUCGACGUGAACCAUACAGCAGAGAAAGUAAGAGGUGGAAAGACAUCACGUCUAAGGUUAUGGAAUUCGUUUGCCUAGGUGAACAGCCACUAUCUGUUGUGGAGGAGAAAUCUUUCCGUCGAAUGAUGACCUGUCUUGAUCCCCGUUACGACGCCCCAAGCAGGAGAUAUCUAACUGAUGUAUGUCUCCCUCAGUUGUACCAAACUGUGUACGCACACAUUGAAACCCUUCUGAAGGCUAACGUAUCCAUUAGUUUCACCAGCGAUAUUUGGAGUGCAGACGCAUGCCCAAUGUCUCUACUUAGCUUAACAGCGCACUUUAUUGAUGCUAAUUUUGAAAGACACAACAUUGUGCUACACUGUCAGGAGUUCACGGGGUCUCACUCCGCGGAGGCUUUGGUGGGGGCUUAUCGCUGUAUGUUUCAGUCAUGGGGGAUCCAAACGGAGCGAAUCCACGCCAUUCUAACCGAUAAUGCAAAAAACAUGCAAAAAGCCAUGAGAGACGCAGAUUUCCCUGGGCUCCCAUGUAUGGCUCACACGCUACAGUUGGCGGUACAUGAGGGAAUACUGUCUCAGCGCUCCAUCUCGGAUAUUGUAGCAUCAGGAAGACGCAUUGUUGGACACUUCAAACACUCUCCCUUGGCAUACAGUCGACUGGAGAGCUGUCAGAAGCAACUCGGCCAGCCAAUUAAAAAACUCCGCCAAGAUGUACCAACGCGCUGGAAUAGUUCUUUCUACAUGCUCCAGAGUCUCUUGGAGCAGAAACUGGCCCUCGCAUCAUAUGCAGCAGAAUACGAAUUGCCAUGCAACUUCACAGUCCACCAAUGGAAAUUGAUUGAAAACACAAUAACCAUCCUGGCCCCGUUUGAAGAGCUAACCAAAGAAAUCAGCUCAUCCACUGCGUCCGCUGCGGACGUAAUUCCAUGCAUCCGAGCGCUCACUCGUCUACUUGAGAAAACAACUGAGACGGACCAUGGCGUGAAGACGGCGAAAUCAGUGCUACUGGAAGCUGUCCGACGACGAUUCGCUGACAUUGAUGCACAGAAGUUGUACACAAUAGCUACAAUGCUAGACCCGAGGUAUAAAGACAGAUAUUUCUCAGAGGCACUCAAACCAUCUUUCCAUGAACAGCUUCAGAACGCCCUUGAAACCAGCCACCCUGAACUACCCAUCACUACAAGCACUGUGGAGCAACCCAGUUCCAGCAAGUCAACUGACAAGACCCCACCUGCCUGCUCUUUGCAGGCAAUGUUCGCAGAGUUAGUCGAUGAGGUAGCAGGGCAGAGUGAGCAGGAAAUUACCAUUAUCACCCAGGUCAGCCAGUACAUGGCAGAGUCUGUAUUGCAGCGCAGUUCAAACCCACUUGCCUAUUGGCAGCUGAAUAAAGGCCGCUUCCCUGCACUUGCACAGACAGCAAGAGCCUAUCUUUGUUCACCAUGCACAAGUGUGGAUAGUGAGCGGCUCUUUAGUACAGCUGCAAACAUCAUUGAUGACAAAAGAAACCGUCUCACCCCCAAAAAUGCAGAGAUGCUCAUAAUGAUCAAAAGAAACUUGCCCCAUGUUAUUGGGCAGUGAAAGAUUUUGUCCUUUGUGAUAGUAGGCCUUGCACGUUUUGGUUUUGUGGCCAAUUGUUUAUUUUAUCUUUAACCAGCAUUAACAAGCCAGUUUUCAAGUAGCCCAAGUUUUUUGUAAUGUGAGUUAGAAGCUGUCUGCUUGGCUUUCUAAUGUUCUUUUAUUUACAUUUUGAAUGGAAAGAUUCAUAUUUAUA